AUGAAGCGGUCUCGCCACAGAUGGCUGGCACUCAGCUUUUUUUGUGUAGUUCUUGCCGUGUUAUCCGUGGACCUACCCACUACAUCAGCAGCGAGAGCCACUUCCCUAAUCUUCUCUAAGACCAGCAGUACGACAAGUGCCCCAGAAGAGCAAGCACAAGAGGGUGAAGAUGAAUCACAGCCAGAAACAACAGCAGAAGGCACCGAAGCACCACAAAAUGCUACUAAGAAAUUAUCCGGAAUACCACAAAAAGAUUAUAUCUAUGAUCCUAACCUUCCACGGGAACUCAAUGGAUACAAUUUGUCAGAGUACCCUUUCUACGAAGCCGUUCCUCCGCCAGAGACCAUGGACUUCAAAUGUGAUGGCCUACAUGAUGGCUUCUACGCGUCUGUUCCCCAUAAAUGUCAAGUUUACCAUCAUUGCCUCUUCGGCACAAGAUAUGACUUCCUUUGUGCGAAUUACACCGCAUUCGACCAGAAAACGUUCAUUUGUCAGUUCGUUUCCGAAGUAGACUGCGUUAACUCUCCAAAUUAUUUCAGCAGAAACGAAGCUCUCUACAAAGCCGCGUCGACGGAGCCACCACCGCCACCGCCCACCACCACCACGACGACCACCACAACGCAACGCCCCUCCCGCCCACCGCGCAGGCGACCCAACUAUAGAUACGACUACUACGAUGAUGACUAUUACUAUCCGGCAAGAGACGACUACGACUACCCACCUGAAGAGAGGGGUGGCAGAACAAGAAGACCACAAGGAAGACCUCUCAGACCAGGCAAGCGGAGGCCGUAUAGUGAUGAUUACGAUGACACAUAUGAACCACGAUCGAGACCGCGAGAUGAAAGUGAAGAUUAUUUUGAAGAAAGAAGACCAUAUGAUAGAAGACCAGGCAAAAGGCCCUAUUCAGAGAGAAGACCUUAUGAUGACGAUGAUAGAAGGGAAGAAAGAAUACCAGCUUUUAAAGGCGGAAGAAGGCAAGGGAGACCCAAAGACGACGAAGAAGACAGAUACGACACUGAUGAAGAUAGUAGACCACGAGGUGGGCAAAGGAAUGAAUAUAAACCAAGAUCAAGGGAUGAUUUGAGACCGCGAGAUGAGGAAAGGUCUAGAGAUGAUUCGGUGUCUGGGGAAGGAACAUCACGAGGUGAAACAAAGUUUCGGAAAGAUGGUAGAAAAAGGAAUGAUUUUAAAUCCCGAGAUGAAAUAAGUUCUUCCGAUGAUUUUACUACUGGAGAAGAUAUUCCAUCGGAAAAAGAUGAAAUCAAAACCCGAGAUGAAAUACGACCACGAGAUGAAAUAAAGCCUAGGAAUGAAAAAAGGCCAAGAGAUGAAAUACGAUCAAGAGAUGAAAUAAGAUCAAGAGAUGAAACAAGAUCAAGAGAUGAAACAAGAUCAAGAGAUGAAAUAAGAUCAAGAGAUGAAUCUCGAACGAGAGAUGAAAUACGUUCUAGAGAUGACAGUAAAUCAAGAGAUGAGAUCAGACCCACAGAAGAAAGAAAACCGUUAAGAGAUGACGUUGGAAACGCAGAAAGUAAAAGAGAUAAUUUCAGAAAUCGUUUCAAAACAACAGAAAGUCGAAGACUCUAUAAUAGAGAAAAGCCCAAUAUCAAACCUGAAAGAAACUAUGAAAGUGAAGACAACGUCCAUGAAGAAAAACGUCAGGUGCCAUCGGCACCAGAAGGUCAACCGUUAGUGAAGCCUAACGGUCGUGGAAUUUUUAGUCAACCACGUAUGCCACCAAAAAUUAAACGUCCUGUCCCAGCUAAUGAAAAAGAUAAAUAUGAGUACGUACCUAUAGCCACUACAAAGCCAUCGCCCAAAGCUAGUGAUGAUGAAUAUUAUGACGACUACGAAGAAGAAGAAGGAAGUAAAACAUCAUCCUCUGGUAAAUAUAGUACUAUUCAGCAAAGACCAAGACUGGAAUCAGUGGAAAAAGAAAAGUUUAAACCCACAAGACCGCAUUAUACAAGUUCAGUUAAUGCAAAAUCUAAAACGCCUAAAAGGCCAAUAGAUUACGAAGAAGAUGAUUAUGAUUAUGGGCAACCGGUAAAGAAACCUUCGUAUGUGCAGCACAACAGAGAAGAACAGCCAGUUAAACCAAAAAAUAAUAACGAUGACUAUUAUUACGAAUAUGAAAAGCAACCUAUCACAGAAAAAAUUAAAGUAAAAGAAGAGGAAAUUUCUACGAAAAUAAAAGAAAUCCGGCCUAAUGUAAAGAUUCUUAAGCGUCCUUUUUUACCGUCUAGGGGUGGCAGUCCCUAUCUGCCACGAGGCUUGCAACCUGUUGCUGGUAAGGACCUAAGUUUACCACCUAACACCACCCCUAAACCCAUCACAACCACAACAACUACAACCACCACUACUGCUGCACCAUCAACUACUUCAAGAACAACCACCACUGAAGCAAUUGCUACAACAAAAGAGAAAAUAAGUACAACUGUUGGUACAGAGAAAUCAACGUUCUCGAGCAAUUUAAAGCCUGAAGAUGAAUAUGAAUACUAUGACGAGGAGGAUAUUGAAUAUGAAGGUAAAGACAAGAAGCAAACGACGACGACAACAGAAGUGGUUAUAACAACUCCAUCAACCACCACCACUACAGAGGCUGCUACAACAGAACAAAAAUCUAAAUCCCUUGCGACAAAAGUAUUAAAAGUAUUCAAUGAUAACUACGAAGCAAUAAGAGAAAAACUUCAAUCUACCUUAUCACCCGAUGAUUAUAUCAAAUCUAGUUAUAAGCCACCAGUGCCUACACCUGAAAUCUCAAAACCGUAUACUGCAACGGGAAAGCCGUUACACAUACCAGAUAAUAUAUCAAUAAAACAAAACCUAGCAGAUUCAAUAGAAAAUGACUACGAUGUGGCACUUAAUGAAGCUUUGGCGCCCAUUUCACCUAAAGUGAGGAUACCCAGUGGAUUUGUAAUAUCACCAGAUAGAGAUUACACAUACCGAUUUCGAAGCAAUUUCCAACCAGAUUCGCAAUACGCGGCAUCGGAAUUAAGUAACUUUCAAUCGAGAAGACGACCACAAGUCUCUGGAGUUAGUAUAAGAACACCCACCUCAUAUUACCUACAACCACAAAGAAUUGCGUAUCAAGAAGAAGGUUUGGCGAGGCCUCCUAGACAAUUAAUGUACAGGCAGUUCCCGAGAUUCUUCUAA
Molecule: messenger RNA, 3156 nt
Organism: Parnassius mnemosyne (clouded apollo)
Lineage: Eukaryota; Metazoa; Arthropoda; Insecta; Lepidoptera; Papilionidae
Source: the annotation of a GenBank genome assembly